Drosophila pseudoobscura is the source of this 863-nucleotide messenger RNA. RefSeq names its product c-Myc-binding protein homolog. Gene Ontology annotation, cellular component: nucleus. Lineage: Eukaryota; Metazoa; Arthropoda; Insecta; Diptera; Drosophilidae. Gene Ontology annotation, molecular function: transcription coactivator activity; phosphorelay sensor kinase activity. Bases 148 to 738 code for a protein of 196 amino acids. The record is from RefSeq and is a predicted model, not a curated record. The transcript has 2 exons. Gene Ontology annotation, biological process: signal transduction; regulation of DNA-templated transcription.
AUUCGACGGAAUAUCAAAAACGAGUAAUAUGUAUAAUGAAACUUGAAUUCGUCAGCAUAUUUCUAAAGUGAGACGGCCUUUUUCGGCACAUUUCUGAGGGUCGUAAGGAAUAUUUUAUCGACAAGUCCGCGGCCACACUUUUCCAAGAUGUCCUUUAAGCCAAUUGACCCAAAACGGGAUGAAAUCCGUCGCUAUCUGGAGCGCGGCAGCGUUCUGGACUCGCUCACCAAAGUCUUCAUACGCGUCAUAAAAGAGCGACCGGAAAAUCCAAUGGAGUACAUACGCAACAACAUUGGUGCGGUCCGCCAUCAGCAUGACAAGUACGAGCGCCUUCAGCAGCAAUUGCAGUCGGCCAACGAUGAAAUACAACGAUUGCGCGGCAUUAUUAACAACAUUGACCCCGAGGCUCUGGCGGGCCAGCCGGUGUUCGUCACUUCAACCGAUCCGUUCGCUGAUGACUAUGAACCCCCAAAUGAGGCUAAACCUGAGGCUCCUGUUGAGAACGUUGGACCUCAUGGUGGUCAGCCGGUUUUGGCAGAGCCAAACGCUGUAGCUGAAGAAGCUGCAGCUGUAGCUGUGAGCAACAGCGUUGAGCAGCUGGCUGCCGCUGUGGAAGUUUGUCAGAUCGAGGAGAAAAUUGUUGCCGCUGUCGCAGAGGCUACAAAUGAUAGUUCAACCCAAAGCCCAUCCGUCCAGGCUGAAGCCAGCAGCACCACCGACAAUACCAAUACCGAGUAAAUCGGCACUGAGCUCGAAAUCUCAUUAAAGUACAUUCCAUGCAAAAUCAUUCAUUUAGAACAUAUGUAUUUAAGUACUUUCUUAAAUGUAAAUAAACUACAGCAUUAAAAGCACUCGCAACUUAC